Anolis carolinensis (green anole) is the source of this 2927-nucleotide messenger RNA. Its product is annotated as elongation factor 2. The transcript has 15 exons. The coding region runs from base 154 to 2733 and encodes 859 amino acids. NCBI's taxonomy places the organism in Eukaryota, Metazoa, Chordata, Lepidosauria, Squamata, Anolidae. Gene Ontology annotation, biological process: translational elongation. Gene Ontology annotation, molecular function: translation elongation factor activity; GTPase activity; ribosome binding. Gene Ontology annotation, cellular component: cytosol; ribonucleoprotein complex. The record is from RefSeq and is a predicted model, not a curated record.
CGGGGUCGCAGAGCAUAGGCUCCGCCCUUCACCGCGAAGCGUCCGCUCUAGGCGCCCCCUUUGUGGUCUUCUCCCUGGUCCCGGCUGAGGCUGAGGCGGCGGCGGCGAUAAUUGCGGCGGGGGGAGCGGACAUAUCCAGAGCCAUCCGCCAAAAUGGUGAAUUUUACGGUGGACCAGAUCCGAGCGAUCAUGGACAAAAAGUCAAACAUCAGAAAUAUGUCCGUGAUUGCUCAUGUCGACCAUGGCAAGUCUACACUAACAGAUUCAUUGGUCUGUAAAGCAGGUAUCAUAGCUUCAGCCAGAGCUGGUGAAACACGUUUUACUGAUACACGGAAAGAUGAACAGGAAAGAUGUAUCACAAUAAAAUCUACAGCCAUUUCUCUGUACUAUGAGCUCUCAGAAAAUGAUUUGGCCUUUAUCAAGCAGUCUAAAGAUGGCUCUGGUUUCCUCAUUAAUUUAAUUGACUCCCCUGGGCAUGUGGAUUUCUCUUCUGAAGUCACAGCAGCACUUCGUGUCACUGAUGGUGCUCUUGUCGUUGUUGACUGUGUUUCAGGGGUUUGUGUGCAGACUGAGACUGUGCUUCGCCAGGCAAUUGCUGAGCGUAUCAAGCCAGUACUGAUGAUGAACAAGAUGGAUCGUGCUCUGCUGGAAUUGCAGUUAGACCGAGAAGAGCUUUACCAGACCUUCCAACGCAUAGUGGAAAAUGUCAACGUUAUCAUUUCUACUUACGGAGAAGGUGAAACCGGACCCAUGGGUAAUAUAAUGAUUGACCCAGUCAUUGGCACUGUGGGCUUUGGUUCUGGCCUGCAUGGUUGGGCAUUUACUCUGAAACAAUUUGCUGAGAUGUAUGUAGCCAAAUUUGCUGCCAAAGGUGAGAAGGCACAGCCCUCAGCUGCUGAGAGGGCCAAGAAAGUGGAAGACAUGAUGAAGAAGCUAUGGGGUGAUAAAUACUUUGAUCCAGCAAAUGGAAAAUUCAGCAAAACAGCAAACAGUGCUGAUGGGAAGAAAUUGCCACGCACAUUCUGCCAACUCAUCUUGGACCCCAUUUUUAAGGUCUUUGAUGCCAUUAUGAAUUUUAAGAAGGAAGAAGCAUCAAAGCUGAUAGAGAAACUGGACAUCAAGCUGGAUGCUGAAGAUCGAGAAAAGGAAGGGAAGCCAUUGCUCAAGGCUGUGAUGCGCCGCUGGCUGCCUGCUGGAGACGCCUUACUUCAGAUGAUCACCAUCCAUCUGCCUUCCCCUGUCACUGCACAGAAGUAUCGCUGUGAACUUCUUUAUGAAGGACCACCUGAUGAUGAAGCCGCUAUGGGUGUUAAAAACUGUGAUCCAAAAGGUCCUCUGAUGAUGUACAUCUCCAAAAUGGUCCCCACAUCUGACAAAGGACGUUUCUAUGCCUUUGGACGAGUGUUCUCUGGCGUUGUUUCUACGGGUCAAAAAGUGCGCAUAAUGGGACCAAACUAUACACCAGGAAAAAAGGAAGAUCUCUACCUGAAGCCCAUUCAGAGAACCAUCUUGAUGAUGGGUCGUUAUGUUGAGCCCAUUGAGGAUGUUCCUUGUGGCAACAUUGUUGGUCUAGUUGGUGUUGACCAGUUUUUGGUGAAGACGGGCACUAUUACCACCUUUGAACAUGCCCACAACAUGAGAGUGAUGAAAUUUAGUGUUAGCCCAGUGGUGCGUGUUGCGGUUGAAGCAAAAAACCCUGCCGACCUGCCCAAACUAGUGGAAGGUCUAAAGCGUCUCGCCAAGUCUGACCCUAUGGUCCAGUGCAUCAUUGAGGAAUCUGGGGAGCAUAUAAUUGCUGGAGCUGGUGAGCUGCAUUUGGAAAUCUGCCUCAAAGACUUAGAAGAGGAUCAUGCUUGUAUUCCCAUCAAGAAAUCUGAUCCAGUAGUAUCUUAUCGGGAGACAGUCUGUGAAGAGUCUAAUCAAAUGUGCUUGUCUAAAUCCCCCAACAAACACAACCGGCUGUAUAUGAAGGCCCGCCCUUUCCCUGAGGGCUUGGCAGAAGAUAUAGACAAAGGGGAUGUCAGCUCCCGCCAGGAGCUGAAGCAGCGUGCACGAUACCUGGCUGAGAAGUACGAGUGGGAUGUCUCCGAAGCAAGGAAGAUCUGGUGCUUCGGACCCGAUGGGACAGGCCCCAAUAUUUUGGUUGACAUCACCAAAGGCGUGCAGUAUCUCAAUGAAAUCAAAGACAGUGUGGUGGCAGGAUUCCAAUGGGCAACAAAAGAGGGCGUUUUGUGUGAGGAGAAUAUGCGGGGGGUUCGCUUUGACAUCCAUGAUGUCACUCUCCAUGCUGAUGCCAUCCAUCGAGGUGGAGGCCAAAUCAUCCCAACUGCCAGGAGGGUCUUGUAUGCCUCUGCCUUGACUGCCCAGCCCCGACUGAUGGAGCCAAUCUAUCUGGUAGAGAUUCAGUGCCCCGAACAGGUGGUUGGAGGCAUCUAUGGUGUGCUGAAUCGAAAACGUGGUCAUGUUUUUGAAGAGUCUCAAGUAGCUGGAACCCCAAUGUUUGUGGUCAAAGCAUACCUGCCUGUCAAUGAGUCUUUUGGCUUCACUGCUGACUUGAGAUCCAAUACCGGCGGUCAGGCUUUCCCACAGUGCGUUUUUGAUCACUGGCAGGUUUUGCCCGGAGACCCUUACGAUCCCAAUUCACGUCCUUGCCAAGUUGUAGCUGAAACACGCAAACGCAAAGGCUUAAAGGAAAGCAUUUCACCUCUGGACAACUUCCUAGACAAAUUGUAGCUACAGCCUCAUUGAGACGGGGGGCAUCUAUUACAGCACCCAUCUACAUUGUGGAAUUGGAUUGCUUCACCAAGCCAGAAAAGCAGCGGGAAACUGAGUAUACAAGGCUGAACAAAGGAAACCACAAACCAGCAUCUAGCAAUUAUGUCAUGUUCACAUAGUGAGAAAUAAAAAAGUAUGUGUUGUUGAACGGC